Aspergillus melleus is the source of this 747-nucleotide messenger RNA. RefSeq names its product aminoacyl-tRNA hydrolase PTH2. The coding region runs from base 1 to 747 and encodes 248 amino acids. Lineage: Eukaryota; Fungi; Ascomycota; Eurotiomycetes; Eurotiales; Aspergillaceae. The transcript has a single exon. The record is from RefSeq and is a predicted model, not a curated record.
AUGGCCGAUCUCGAUCGCAUUCCCCCGUCAACAACCGCCUAUGUAGUUGCCACUGCCAUCAUCGCCGGCGUCACGGGCUAUUUCCUCGGUCAGGGCUCUUCGCUCGGCCUGUUCUCGACCAAAGAGAAGGAAGGCUGGCCGAAUAGCUACAAUGUGAAGGUGCACCGGGACUCGUCCGACGAGGAGGGUGAUGACGAAGACGACGACGAGGAAGAGGAAGAGGAUAGCGAGGAGGAGGGCGAUGGUGGCGAAUUGGCCAAUUUUGAGGGGAACAAUGAAGAGGUGAAGUUGGUGCUGGUGGUGAGGACGGAUUUGGGAAUGACGAAAGGUUGGUUUUUUUUUUUCUUUCCUUCCCUUUCUCUAUUUUUCACGCGUUCUUGCUUUAUCUUUAUACGAGUCGAGGAGAAUCCCUUACAACCUAUAUCGCAUACCCCAAACACCCUGCAGAAAAAGAAACAAGCUAACAGCGCAACCCACCAACGCAGGAAAAAUCGCCGCCCAAUGCUCCCAUGCCACCCUCGCCUGCUACAAAUACCUCACAGCCUAUACGCCCAACUCACCGAUCCUGCGCCGCUGGGAACGCCAGGGCCAAGCGAAGAUUGCGCUGCAGAUCAAAUCCGAAGAGGAGCUGCAAUUGCUGCAGGCGCAGGCCAUCAGCCUGGGGCUUUGCGCGCGGGUGAUACAGGAUGCCGGACGGACUCAGAUCGCCAGUGGGAGUCGCACGGUGCUGGGGGUUUUGGGACCUAA